GCGAGCAGACAUGGCGUCUGUGAAGUCUAAGCGGAGCGGUUCUUCCACGUUUCCAGCUGUGGGCUGCGGCUUACAGCGGGGCUACAGACGCUGAACAAAACACACGGGCGCCUUUUAAACCAGAGUGCUCCUUACAGCGCCACUUACACCCACCAGCAGACUAAGCGGGAUUCUAAGCUUGUCUCUGGGCCACGGAGGGCGAGUGAAGAGCUGUGAGGGAGACGCUGAGGAGCCUUUCAGGUGGCGCUCCAUAUUCAUCCGCCCUGAGUUCCUGCUUCACUACUCCCGCUCAGCGAGAGUCCUGGGUUACCCGGAUGGAACUGUCAUGGCCGCCGUCACUGAUCUGCCAGUCUAAAGAGAAAAGAAAGGAAGUUUUAUCGUGAAACAUGGAGGCCACUCCAGAUGACCCACCAGAAAGCAAUGACCAGAGUAGGAAUGUUGAUAACGAUGCCUCCAUCGUCCAUACAUGGCCUCCUUCAACAGAGCUUGCAAAUCAGUCAUCAGAUGCAGCAUAUAAUGACCAUGGUGACCAAGAAGAAACCCAAUCUGGGGAAUCUGAUAAUUCUCAAACAGAAAGCAAGGCCGCAGAGAAAUCACCAUGUAAAAUGCAGCAAGGUGCUAUUUUCUCUGGGAAAAUACUGAGUUUCUGCUGCUCUGAAUGCAAAGGUGAUACCACUUACAGCCCCAAUGACUUGCUGAAACAUUUUCAAGGAGCUCACAAGGGAACACUUCCAACAUAUCCUUGUGACCUUUGCACCUUUGUCACCAAUGAGUUCUCUUCUCUCCAGCGGCAUCGCAUUGGACAUCGCGACACUUUGGUUACUUGUGAGAUCUGCAAUGAUGGAGUACAGUACUCUCUACUUUUACUCACUAGGCAUUUCAUUAUGUGCCACAGCUGUAAUGGACUGUUUCGAUGUAAAAAAUGUGACUUUUCCACCAGGGAUGCAGGCACUUUUGUUCAGCACAUUCAUCACCACAACGAGGGCAGCCACAAAUGUGUAAGGUGUCCACCCAUGAGUCCCACACAAGGGAAAGUCCUCUCUGGGACUUUUCCUUUCACCUGUCAGUUUUGUGGCUAUGGUGCUGCACGGAGGGAGUAUCUAAAUAAGCAUCUGACUGUGGCUCAUGGAGAUGAAAUGGAUAGAACAAACAGAUGGAAGGCAACAGAGGACUCUGGAGUUAAUAAUUCUGGACUGAAGCUGCUGCUUAAAAAGAGUCCUGCUGGAGGAUCUAGGGAAUCGCAGUGGAUGUCAAAGCUGAAUUCUCUUCCUGGCGUAGGGCUGCUUGACCACAAUGGCAGGUUAUUUAAUCCAGAGAAGACACUGGAGGAAACACAGCAAUUUCUUGAAAGAGCUGUUGGUGUGAAAAAAGAGAGUAGCAAGUGGAGUAAAAGUCCACUCAAGAGUGAACCGCAGUGUUCUUACCCAGUCACACCAACUACUCCACAGCCAAAGAUACAAGAAACUGAACUCAGUUCUGGAUCUGGAAUUUUGAAUUCAGGCAACAGUAAUGGACUGACUGUUCUCAUGGUCAAAAACAAAAUUUCCAUCCCUCCUAAUUGCACCACAAAAGUAAUGGGCUUUAAAAUGGUAGAUGGAAAAAAGCAUCUGGUUUUAAAAGUCAUACCAACAAAACAGGAACCCUCUAUGAAAAAUGAGAUGUCACCUGCUGAUCUUCCUGAGGAUGAUAAAAAGACCGUUAGCUCUCCUUGCUCCUCAUUAUCCCCAAGAUCCAAGUCUCUUUUCAGACUAGACUCUGAGAAAAAGAAAGAUUUCACUGCUUCGUUAAGAGCAGAGGCACAAGACAUUGAAAAAGACACUGGGGGUCAGUCACCUUUAUUAGAUGAGCAUGAAGCAAAUGUGGAUAGAACUAGUAUAGCUCCAAACCAGGUUGGCUGUGAAACUUUACAAACAUCUAGCCAGUUGCUAACCCCUCCAUCAGACUCAACUUGUAUAGACUUAGUGUCCACUGUGACCAAAGAGGCUUUAUUUGGCAUGAACCAAGUUAGUCAUUCAGAUAGGAUGAAGUCAUCACAACAGGAUCAUGAGCUUUCUGUCACUGAUCUAUCUGUAGAGAAAUCCCAGUCAAAAACAUUGACAGUUGUCUGCUCCCUUGCAGCAGAAAUCACUCCCACAGAUAUGGUUAUGGUGAAAGCCCAGUCGAACACUUCAGUAGAUUCAGGUAUGGAUGAAAUGUCACAAUCAGAAUCAAUUGCAGAUGAGCCAGCACCUCUUGAGGUAAUAUCUGAUGCAAAAACAGACUUAAUUCUGAUAUCGCCAAGUGGUUCCCCACCAUCUGCACUGCCUUCUAAUUGCGUUGCAGAUGAUGCCACACCCAGUGCUGACUUGGGUAAGUCCCCUGGCCAGAUGGGUCAUUCAGUGGAUAAUAAAAGUUGUGAUAUAUCAACUGAACAGUCUUGUGCAUCUGAAAGAAUUAUAGGCCAGAGACCACCCAGAGCUCCUGUGAAAAGGAGCCCACGUUUCAUUUCAGAAGAUGAAGAGAAACGAUCUCCAGUUGCUGGUGAAACUGAGUCUUCAUUAUCAGAGAGCACUGCAACUGUCUGCUUCUCAAAUUUAGCAAAUGGAAAGAUCUCUCGGAUGGAUUCGCUAUCUGAUUUUAGCCUAGCUACUAACUCCUCUCCAAGCAAGGAGCUAGCCUCAGAUAGUACAGCUGUUGAUAAUCAAUCCUCAAGUGUAACUCCAAACGGAACAACUGUCUCACAUGGAAGCCCACAGAAUAAAACAAAGGCAGGCGAGUCCCCUGAUGCCAAAGACUGUAACAAAGGGGCUGAAACUCUAUUGCAAAAUUCCCCAAGUCAGGAGGUCUUUAGUUUUCACAAUUACUCUAAAGAUUCUUUUAGCAGUUCACCUGAUUCACUUGAAGCUGAUGAAAAUUCUCCAGAGGACUUGGAAGAUGGUGAGUGUGAAGAAGAUUUUGAUGAACUCAAGCUAGCUUCAGACUGGAGCUUAACACUACCUGCAUCCCCGCCCCUUGGGACUGAAUUGCCAGAAGAAGAAAAUGUAGGAAGUGGAGGAGAAGGUAGUGCAGCUAAUGAGCCAGUUCCUGCAAGUGAGAAGAAAGCACUAGAAAGAGUGGCUGAUAGUGAUAUUGAGGUUGAUGAGUGCAUAGCUACUGUUGAUGAUACUGAUGAUGAUUUACCCAUUCCAGUGCUCCCAGAGGCUGAGCAUGGGACAGCAUCUCUAUCUGAGUCAGGAAAAAAGGAAGAGGAGGGUGUUUCUCCUGCAGUUGAGAAGGGAACCACAACUUUGAGCAAUGCAGCUGUUUUGGGAAAGAUACUUGAAAAGCACUCGGAUGCUAUCAUCAGUCAGCAGCUUGAGAAAGAAAGGAUGGUAUCUUCAGCUGCAGUGCCAGAUCCUAUAAGACCUACCAAAACAACGCUUAGGAUCCUGCAGACGCCUGAGGGAAAACAACAGAUGUUCCUUCAGACCACGGAGACUCCAUAUGCUGUCCAACUUAAAAGUAGUCCUGGGUUCAAGCUUAUUACAAAGUCCUGUGCUUCCAAACUUAAUGUGUCAUAUGUGAAGCCAGGAAUUGAAAGGCCUAGCAAAGGUACAGGGUUGUCUCUUACACUAAAUGGAGGCAGGAUCGGAAUGUCAGCUCAAGGUUCAAGUAGAGAGGGCGAAGGCCAUGCAUCUCUCUUACAAGCAGUAAGCAGCAGUGGAGGCCGCUACUUUGUCAAUGCCUCUGCUCUGAAAGGGCCUCUUCUCUUAUCUGGUGCUGUGAAGCCACCAUCAGGAGAGCAAACAACAAACACACAACCAACGUGUUAUUUAGUUCAAAGACCACUCCCUGUUGUACCAGUAAGUAAUGAGUCAAUUGGUUCAACUUCUAAGACUGUGCUGACUACCCGCCCACUGUUGGCCAUGCCUGUGAACUCGGCUGAUAAAGCGGCUCCCUUGCAAACUGGUCGGCAAGCAUACUUGGUCAGAUACAUCUCUCCAGCUAAGUCAGGGAUACUGCUAAAUAGCUCAGAUGGCAAAGGGGCAAGCCAGGGCAGCCAUGCAAAUGAAGGAGGUAAAAGCAGGGUUUUCCUGAAAAUUGUCAGAAGUCCUAAUGGCACUAGGUUCCUCUCUACUGCUCCGUGCACUUCAGCCAAAAAACCUAUUUACGUGGCCGCAAGUUCUCUACAGUCACCUUACUUUCUUAUGUCUUCACAUAACUCUUUCACAAGUUUGUCAGCAGGGCUGAAAACCUCCAACACUCAUGAACUCAUCCCAGGAAAACUUACAAGCAUUUUACCCCAGUCAAGCAUUGACAUUAAAAACAGGGCUGAGGAUAGCAUAGCAAUUCAGAAGUCACCGCUAAGCCCAUUGUACACCCGUUCACAAAGUCAGCGAAAGAGGAGGAGAAGGGGUCUGUUUGAGGAACCCUUUGAGUCAUCUCCGAAAACAAGGAGAAUCUCAAGCAAGUCAUCUGAGGUUUCAUCUCUCUGGGAGCCUGCAGCAAAAGAUGUCGAGAGAACACUCAGGCUCUCUCCUUUCAGCCCACUUCAGGAAAUCAAAUGCCCCCGUCGAAACCAGCCAGUGGUGGUGCUUAACCACCCUGAUGCUGACAUUCCUGAAGUGGCAAACAUUAUGAAGUCGGUUAACAGGUACAAAAGUGAAGUCGUCAAGGUGGCAUUGUCCCAGAGCACAGUCAAAGCCCUCUCUGAGUGGAGCUUCCGUGGUGCAGAGGGUGCGCUAUCAAAGCCAGGUACACGAGUCCAGCCAUUAGGGAGCAAUGUCCGAGAGCGUUUCAUCUUAAAACUGAAGCUGAAAAAGAAGAGCAGAAGCAAAUAUGAGGUAGUAAGACUGUCCUCCACCACAGGGUCAGAGCAAAUGCCUAAGUUUAAUUGUUGGUUUUGUGGUCGAGUGUUCAACAAUCAGGAAGAGUGGAUUGGUCACGGACAGCGGCAUCUCAUGGAAGCUACAAGAGACUGGAAUAAGCUGUUCUAAAGAAACCACAAAACCCUUGGAUUGGGUCAGAAGCCGUCCUCUGAUGUAGAAAUGAGACUGAUACACAAUUCUGAUUUCUAUUUCUUUUUUAAAAAUCUAGAACAGUUAGAUACACUUAAGCUGUCAAUAUUAUUUUCUAUAGAUAUCCCUCCAGACAUUUUUAAUGGGUAUAGUGUAAUAGAAAGAGUUUGGUACCUGAAACCAAUUUAUAUGUAAAUAGUUUUAACCCAUGUAUAUUUAAAUCUAAAACCUUUGCGUAUGUACAUAAUGGAACUGUGAAAACUGGACACACUGUAUGUCUAUGGUGCAAGCAAAAAGAUCACUGGUAUAAAAAGAAGGUGCUGUCUGUGAUAGACCUCUUUCAAUGCAGUCAGAUAACAAAUUACUCAGGUAAUUUCAUAAUCUUGAAAUGAACAGUCCAGUUUAUAAAGAGAUCCUUUAUAUUAGCUCAGCUACUAUGUUCAAAGAUGCGUCAUUUAAAGUUUAAUUUGUUUAGGUUGGCUGCAUACAUUACCCUUAUUAGAGGUCACUGAGGUUAUUUUACCUUGCAUUUGUUUUGAUCACACCUUAAAACAUGUCCCUUUUUAGUAUUGAAUCAUGUCAAUGUUCAGAAUGUGUGGCAAACAUUCAAACUUUGUGCAGGCAUACUUUUAAGUCUUGGAUAUAUUUCAAAUCGAUCUAGAAACUUUAGGUUUAUGUGGAAGCUGUUGAAGCUUCAAAAUGUUAUCAUCUGUACACUGUAUUUUUUUAUUUUUCUUUUCUGAUCUUGAGUCCUGAUUGUUGGUGCCAUUGCAUCUCUUUUUAACACAUCAAAAUUGACCCAGUGUCAUUUUAGUAGCAAUAAUCAAUGUCACCACAGUUUUAAACAGCACAGAAAUUGUGCAGGCCAAUUGUGCAGGCUCAAUAUUUUGUCUGGUUUCAGCAUUUUUGUUUUUCUUCCACUGUUUUCCUCUGUCUGGAUGAAGUUGGAAGCCAGUAGAGCGUGGUUACACUUCAAUAAAGAAGAGGAAAAUGGAACAUCUUCAGAUGCAAGCCACCAAACCUCAAAUGGCCAACCAAACACUACCUGCAUUUUGUUCUCGUUCUCUCUGAUACUCGAGUGCCUCGAUCUGCCUCAAAGUUUUUAUGAAGUGGUUGUUCUUGUUCUCUGCUAAGCAUAUUGGGUUGUGGCAUGUCUGUGUGCUUAGAAGGUUUAGAGGUUAAGUGGCGGUUACUUCAUCCCCAAAAUUUUUAAUGUAGUUUUUAAGUCUUCAAAACUGAAUUGUUUUAUUGGCAUAUGAGUAGACUGUCAACAGUGCAGUGUAUUGUAAUAACAUAUUACAAGACACUAUUUGGCCCAACUUGCAAUUUGGUUGAACAAGGGUCUGAUUUCCCAGACAGGGAUUAAGCCUAGUCCUGGACUAUGUUUCACUCUCAAUGGAGAAUCUCUCUUCAGAAUGCUAUGUAUUAGGCUGUCCCUGUCCGCAAACCUGACUCUAAACCUAGUAGCGCCACUAGAGUGUAUCUGCACCCUGCCCUGCUGAUCUGUCUUUGUGGUUUAAUAACUUAUGCAAAUCUUCCUGCCAGCCAUUCACAGUAAGAUGGUCAAUUUCUGAAAGAUAGCUUCUACGUUACCUCACUGUUGCUGCCAGCAUUCACAAUAUCAUGUGCAUUAAAAGCCAGCAGUUUGAGCACUUCCACAUCCACAUUUGUUACUUACAACAUGCUUGAUAAUGAGGGUAAUAUUUGAAGUUUAUAAAAAAUGUCGUAUUUCAUAUUUUUUUUAAAAGGUCUCAUAACCAUUGCUAUGUUUUUUAUGCAUAGUUUGUGCAUCACUUUAACUAGGAAACAUGUUAAGGCAGAGCCUGUGAUUAUUCAAUUUAGGUGUAUUUUUAUUGUGACUCCUCUAACAUUUUGAAAUGUUCCUACUCUUCGUUUUUGAGAUGACAAUCACUAUUAUAACUGAAAACAGUUGAAUGAAGUCCGUUUACCACUGCGUUAGCAUCCAAAUUUCUCCAAUUUUAAUUUAAUUCUAGGUGUUUAUACAUAAUUAAAACCUCUGCAUAAUGUUCUCCAAUCACUGACCUCUGACCUUUACUCUGCUCAAGUUACCCUGCCUAACACUACCACUACACUAUGCCAUCAGCAAGCAAAAAGCAUGACCCUCACUUUGUCAAAUACCAACAGGACAGCAACCAAAUAAUUUUUAUGAAUUACUGAGGCAAAAAAAAACAAACAAAAAACAGCCGUUUAGUGUUUAAUGCUCAUGUCAUACAGGUUGUUGGGGUUUAUUAUGAUGUGAGAAACAAAUUUAUUUUUUUAUGAUAAGUGCCUAAAAUGUGAUGCACCAGGUUGACACUAUAUUGUACUGUAUUUGCCUCCUUGCAGUUCCUCCUUGAAUAAAUGUAAAUACUUUAAAAGAA
Molecule: messenger RNA, 7357 nt
Organism: Pygocentrus nattereri (red-bellied piranha)
Lineage: Eukaryota; Metazoa; Chordata; Actinopteri; Characiformes; Serrasalmidae
Product: zinc finger protein 518A
Exons: 2
Coding region: 387-4955 (1522 amino acids)
Biological process (GO): regulation of gene expression
Cellular component (GO): nucleus
Source: RefSeq, a predicted model, not a curated record